AUGCCGGAGUCAUGGCACACAGCCAUCGUGGCCUCCAUUCUGAGGGCCAGAAAGCCGGCUGGAAACCCGAGUUCCUACCGGCCGGUCUCCCUCUCCUCCGCCGUUUGCACGGUGAUGGAGGCCAUUGCUCUGGUCCGACUGGACUGGGUGGCCCGUGCCCAUGUCUUCCUCGCCGACGAGCAGACGGGGUUCCGGUGGCGCCGAUGCACCACGGUCUGCGUCGCGGACAUGGUCUCCACGCUGGAGGAGGCCAAGGCCUUCAAUGACGCCGUGCUCCUGGUGCUUAUCGGCAUCAAGGGGGCCUUCGACGGCCUGCCCCAUCCGAUCGUUCAGCAGGCGCUGGACCUCCUUGGCAUCAACGGGAACCUGCGGCGGUUCAUCUCGUCGUUCUUGGAUGGGCCGAUCGAUUGGGCCGAUCGAGGAACUCCCCUCGUGGUGAGCCUUUUCCUGUUCAACCUGGCCCUGGCCCGGCUGCCUGCUGCCCUGUCGAUCGACCCCCACUACCCCGUCAAUGCCUCCACCUACGCGGACGACAUCGCCCUGUGGGUGCAAAGUCUACCAAAGACCCACCGCAGCGCGCGCUCGGCCCUGCAAAGAGCCCUCGACCCCGUCGCUGCUUACCUGAGCAACAUUGGCCUUGCUCUCUCGGCAAGUAAGACGGAUGCCAUGCUGCUCCACCCAAGAGCAGCCGCCCGCCGCACAGCUGUCCGGUUGCACCUGGAAGGCGCCCAGUUACUCUGGAGCACGGCAGUGACGUACAUGGGGCUGCACAUUGAUCACCGGCUGUCCUGGCUGCCUGCUGUCAAGACCCUGCAUGUCCAGGUCCUCCGGGUCCGCAAGGCAGUCUCCCAGCUUCUUGCCCGAGGACAGGGCUGCACCACUGGGUGGGCUCUGCGGCUAUACGAUGCAGCAGCCACCUCACGCCUGCGGUACGCCCUCCCACUCGUGGCACUACCGCCGGCCCGUUUCAAGAAGCUGGAGCUGCAGCAUCGGGCCGCGAUUAGGCUCUGCCUGGGCGCUCCUCGCAGCUCCCAAGUCGCUGCAACCUUGGCCGAGGCAGGAGCAUGGCCCCUGUCACUCCUCCUUCUGCAACAGGGGCUACGCCAUGUUGACCGCCUCCACCAUGUCCCAGACGGUAGUGCCCUGCAGUCCCGACUGCGCUCACGGCCCCAUUCACAGAUGGGCAGACUCUGUGAGCUGUACGAGGAGGUGAUUGGGAGGCCUCCAGCGAACAAUGCACAGCUGCCUCCUCCCCAGAGACCACCCAUACCCAUCACCACAGAGUUGCCCGGCGUUUCCAAACGGCGCUCCCCGACUUGUGCCCUUCAGCAAGACGGCUGCCCCCCUCCUGCAUGA
Molecule: messenger RNA, 1356 nt
Organism: Dermacentor albipictus
Lineage: Eukaryota; Metazoa; Arthropoda; Arachnida; Ixodida; Ixodidae
Source: RefSeq, a predicted model, not a curated record